This is a messenger RNA of Teleopsis dalmanni, 2091 nucleotides long. RefSeq names its product cytosol aminopeptidase. Gene Ontology annotation, molecular function: manganese ion binding; metalloaminopeptidase activity. Gene Ontology annotation, biological process: proteolysis. Lineage: Eukaryota; Metazoa; Arthropoda; Insecta; Diptera; Diopsidae. The record is from RefSeq and is a predicted model, not a curated record. The coding region runs from base 147 to 1799 and encodes 550 amino acids. Gene Ontology annotation, cellular component: cytoplasm. The transcript is spliced from 3 exons.
AUGUUUUUUUUUUAGUUUUUAAAUUGUUGUGUUCAGUGCGGUUGUUAUUCUUUCCUCCUCGAAAAUCAUUGUCAAAAAUAAUAGUGCAUGUACAUAUUUUUUACUUUUUUGUUUGUUUUAUAUGUUUUGUGUCGUCCAUAAUCAAAAUGCUUCGUGUACCCCAAAUUCGCAUGCUCAUGCGUACAUUCAAACAAAUGCGUAACGUGCGUGGGUAUGCCUCUCAAGCAAUCACUGCCAUGUUGCAGUUGCAGCAAACUGAAAUUUGUGCCGAUCCACCGUCUCGCGGCUUAGUGUUGGGUGUAUAUUCUGACGAGGAGGAUAAGAGUGAUGCCGGUAUAUUAACACCCGCUGCGUGGAGGUACAACAUCCAAAAGACAAAUGGUCGACUUCUAGAAGUUUUGCGUAUGUCUGGGCCGAUGCCUAAACGUGGUGAAGCCCGUCUUCUAUUUGCUGUAGAUUCUGAAAAAAUUCCCUAUUAUUCUGUGGUUGCUGUUGUAGGGCUAGGCAGAGAAUGUCUUGGCUACAACCCAUAUGAGGUACUAGAUGAACAGAAAGAAGCAAUACGACGUUCAGUUGCCAAAGCAUGCAUGGAUUUGGCACUUUUAGAAACUGAUCGAAUUGAAAUAGAAAGCUGUGGUCAUGCAGAAUCAGCGGCCGAAGGUGCUGCAUUAGGCAUAUGGGCUUAUCAAGAAUUAAGAGAACCGAAAAGACGUAUUGGUGUGCCAUCUAUUGAUUUAUAUACCCAUAAGGAUGAAAUUUGUGAUAUUGAAGGCUGGCGAAUAGGAUUACAAAAAGCUUCCGCUCAAAAUUUAACACGUCAAUUGCAAGAAAUGCCAUCAAAUCUUCUAACACCAACAUCAUUCGCUCAAAAUGUUGUAGAGGUCCUCUGUAAGUCAGGUGUAAACGUGGAAGUUAAAGUCGAAGGAUGGGCUGAAAGUCAGUCAAUGCAUGCGUUCUUGUCUGUUGGUAAAGCAUCUUGUGAACAGCCUAUAUUUCUCGAAUUAAGUUAUUAUGGUACCUGUGCUGACGAACGUCCUAUUGUUUUAGUAGGACAGGGAAUCACAUACGAUAGUGGUGGCUUAUGUUUAAAAGCAAGACAAGAACUGUUUCACAUGCGUGGAGAUAUGACUGGAGCUGCCGUUGUUGUGGCUACCUGUCGUGCAAUUGCUGGUUUGCGUUUACCGGUUAACAUUCGCGGACUAAUUCCGCUUUGCGAGAAUGUACUUGGAUGUAACUCUUUUCGCCCUGGUGAUAUAGUAAAGUCAAUGAAUGGUAAACACAUUGAAAUUCAAUGCACUGACCACGAAGAUGUGCUCGUUUUGGCCGAUGCAUUGCUGUAUGCACAGAACUUCUGUCCUAAAUGCAUUAUUGAUAUUGGUACAACAUCUGGUGGUAUGCGUCAAGCCUUGGAUGAAGCAGCUAGCGGAGUGUUUACCAAUUCUGAAAUCCUUUGGCAACAAAUAAAGCAUGCCAGCAUGCACACUGGUGAUCGAGUAUGGCGUUUACCUUUAUGGGAUUAUUAUUCUCAUCUUUUAACCAGUAGUGGUCGCUCUGAUGUGCAGAAUUACGGUAUAGGCCGUGGUGCUCGUCCUUGUAAGGCAGCUGCCUUUUUACGAGAAUUUGUACCUUGCGGCCAGUGGAUGCACAUUGAUGCAACAAAUACUAUGGUUACUAAUGGCAAAAACUUUGAAUAUAUACGUGAGGGUAUGGCCGGCCGGCCAACGCGAACUUUGGUUGAAUUUAUUGCCCAAACUAUUUGCAAGGAUACUGCUCCUAAAUUAACUACUGCUAAGAACUAAAUACUAAAUAAAGGCAAAACAUGUUCAAGCGUACGCAUUGCCAUGAACUACGUUAUGACUUGAACUACUAACUACCUGAUUUGACUUCAUAAUACCAUACAGUGCUGUAAUAAUUUGAUUUGUCUUGAGCUGUCUUUCCUCCUUCUCUGAUGUUUAAUAUUAAAUCUUAGAUGUAAGCAAUUUGUAGUGAAAAUUUUAAAGUACCGUGAAAUUAUAUUUUAAAACAUAUUUGCAUGUAUAUAUUUAUUAUAAAAAAUUAUAUUAAUAAAAUGUCUUAUUUAAAUUCUUGCGA